GGGGGCGGGGGCUGGUCCCGCCCACCAGGGGGCGGGGCAGGACAGGGGCGGGGCUCCAGUACCCGGCGCGCUCGGGUGUCAGUGUCGGCGUCGGCGGGCCCCGGAGCCGCAGGUGGCUGCGCUGGCUGGUGGAGGACGCUGCGAGGGCCGCAGGGAGGGAUGAGGAAAGAACAACAGACUGGAAUUCUCCCCCCUCCCCCAGGGGCUGAAGCCGGGCUGUGCUUCCUCCAGAGUGAGUGACCGGCCCCAGGAGGGGCAGCAGGGGACCGGCCGUCCACCACGAUGUCCUAUUUUGGGGAGUACUUUUGGGGGGAGAAGAAUCAUGGCUUUGAUGUCCUCUACCACAGCAUGAAGCAGGGGCAGGUCUCUACUAAGGAACUGGCUGACUUCAUCCGAGAAAGGGCCACCGUGGAGGAGGCCUACUCCAAGGCCAUGGCAAAGCUUGCUAAGAUGGCCGGCAAUGGGACCCCUAUGGGGACAUUCGCCCCACUCUGGGAGGUGUUCCGGGUGUCCUCGGACAAGCUGGCUCUGUGCCACAUGGAGCUGACCAAGAAGCUGAAUGACCUCAUCAAGGACGUGGCCCGCUACGGGGAGGAGCAGAGCAAAGCCCACAAGAAGUGCAAGGAAGAAGCUGUGGGCACCCUGGAGGCUGUCCAGGCCCUCCACGGGGUCUCCCAGCUCCUGCCCAAAUCCAGGGAGAGUUACGUCAGCAGAUGCCUGGAGCUUGAGCGGCUGAGGAAGGAAGGCACCAAUCAGAAGGAGAUUGACAAGGUAGAGGGGAAGACAAAGAAGGCAGCAGAGACCCUGCGUCGCUGCGUGGAGAAGUACAACACAGCCCGGGGGGACUUUGAGCGGAAGAUGCUGGAGUCGGCCCUGCGCUUCCAGGCCAUCGAGGAGACCCACCUGCGACACAUGAAGGGGAUCCUGGGAGCGUACGCUCACUCUGUGGAGGACACGCACGUGCAGAUUGGGCAGGUGCAUGAAGAAUUCAAGCAGAACGUGGAGAACGUCAGCGUGGAAACCCUGGUGAGGAAGUUUGCCGAGAACAAGGGAACGGGCCGCGAGAAGCCAGGUGUCUUAGACUUUGAGGAAUACAGCUCUAUGGCCCUUCCGGAAGGUGGGAGACGCCUUCGAGGCAGCGGCGGGAGCAGGCCCUUCCGAAUCCCUGGGCUGAGCCGGAGGGAUCGGGAGCACCGGCCUUCGGACUCCCCAGAGGCAGAAUCUGUGACCUGCCCCGUCGUGGACGAAGAAGGCUUCAGCGUCCGGCCGGAUGUCAACCAGAACACAGAACGGGAGAACUCGCGCUUCUGCUCAUCUAGCGACUCGGACUAUGAUGACGAUGAGGAACCCCGAAAGUUCUUUGUGCAAAUCAAACCGGCUCCGCCGCCCAGCCAGUCCCGGGACCCUGAGGCUGCUGCAGCUCAGCUCAAGGCCACAGCGGGCAGCCUGAUCCUGCCGCCAGGCCCUGGGGGCACCAUGAAACGCCAUUCAUCCCGGGAGAUGCCAGGGAAGCCCGUGAGGCCUCACUCGGCCUCCAGAGCCAUCAGAUGUGCAGAAAAGCCCCAAUCAGAUGUGCAGCUGUCCAAGGCCCUCUUUGGCCCCCCGCUGGAGUCAGCCUUGGAGCCAGAAGACUUUCCAGGCUCUGGCAGCUACGGCUUUACCUCCAGCCCUUCUCCCUUCUCCUCCUCAUCCCCAGAGAAUGUAGAGGACUCGGGUCUGGACUCCCCAUCGCACCCAGCCCCCGGCCCCUCUCCAGACUCCUGGGUCCCCCGACCGUCUACGCCCCAGAGUCCCCCCGGGGCCAGGAGGCCCCCUAGUUCCCCACCUGCCCGGCCCCACACAUGUCCUGCCUGGACCGCGCCAGGGGGGCCUCCAGGAUCUGAGCCCAACCCUGACCCCUGGGCAAGUGAUGACCUGGUGCCCGCUCUGCCCGACACAGGGCUGCGGGAGGGACUGGCAGCACUCCCCAGACGAGGCCAUACCAAGAAGACUCCCAGCGCCCUCACCCGCAGCAAUGGAGACCUGUCUCGCUCCCUGAGCCCCUCUCCACUGAGUUCCUCCGUCCCCAGCAGUCUCCCCGAGAGGAGCAGCGGCUUCUCCCAGUCAGGCCUCGGGAUCUCCAGGGGCCCGAGCCCUGUGGUGCUAGGCUCUCAGGAUGCCCUGCCGGUAGCCACAGCCUUCACGGAGUACAUCCAUGCCUAUUUCCGGGGCCAGGAUGCCCCCAGCUGCAUGGUGAAGGUGACAGGGGAGCUGACCAUGUCCUUCCCCGCGGGCAUCGUGAGGGUGUUCAGUGGGACGAUGCCCCUGCCCGUGCUCAGCUUCCGUCUGGUACGAACAGCUGUCAUUGAACACUUCCAGCCCAACACUGACCUGCUAUUCAGUGACCCUUCCCAAAGUGACCCAGCCACCAAGGACUUCUGGCUGAACAUGUCUGCUCUGACGGGACACCUACAACGCCAGGCGGAACAGAGCCCAGCAGCCUCCUACUACAAUGUGGUACUGCUCAGGUACCAGUUCUCCAAACCUGGGGCCCAGGCGGCCCCACUGCAGCUCAGUGCCCGCUGGCAAUGUGGCCGUGCCCAGACCCAAGUCUCAGUGGAGUAUAGUUACUGCCCGAGCGCCAUGGCGCUGCCCAGCCCACUCACCAACGUCCAGAUACUGCUUCCUGUUGAGGAGCCUGUCACCAAUGUCCGUCUGCAGCCUGCUGCCAGCUGGAACCUGGAGGAGAAGAGGCUCUUGUGGAGACUUCCUGAUGUGUCAGAGGAAGGGGGCCCAGGCCAUCUCUCUGCCAGCUGGGAACCUCUGUCAGGGCCCAGCAUGCCUGGUCCAGUGGCUGCCCACUUCACCAGUGAGGGCAGCACCCUGUCUGGGGUAGACGUGGAACUUGUGGGCAGCGGGUACCGCAUGUCUCUGGUGAAGAGGAGGUUUGCCACAGGGACCUAUCUAGCUGGCUACUGAAUCGGCCUGUGCUGCUCCCUCUCUGGCCUUGGUUUUGCACUUGGGUUCCUUUGGUGGGGCCUGCUCCUCCUCCCUCCCACCACACACUCCCAACUUUGGACCAGGUCAAUUUUAAACAGACACUGAGGGGCCCAGAGCCUCUGCAGGGAGGGUGCAGUGUAGACUGAGAAGGUUGGGAAUUGGAGUGGAGGCCCAAAGUUCCCCCUCCUGGGCUGAGCCUCACAGGUUUCCUUCCCUUGGGCUUCCUCUUCCCUCCCCAGAAUCCUUCUCAGCCCAAGCCCAGCCCAGCCCCUGGGGUUUUAUGUCAUUUGAAUAAACACUCUAUUUUCUAAUAAAA
This is a messenger RNA of Monodelphis domestica (gray short-tailed opossum), 3295 nucleotides long. RefSeq names its product FCH and mu domain containing endocytic adaptor 1 (gene FCHO1). Gene Ontology annotation, biological process: clathrin-dependent endocytosis; clathrin coat assembly. The record is from RefSeq and is a predicted model, not a curated record. Gene Ontology annotation, cellular component: clathrin-coated vesicle; plasma membrane; clathrin-coated pit. NCBI's taxonomy places the organism in Eukaryota, Metazoa, Chordata, Mammalia, Didelphimorphia, Didelphidae.